GUGUUUUACAGCUAAAAUAGGCAGCCGGAAACGUUUCUUUUUACAACAGGACUGUAAAUAUUUACAUUUCAAAUAGAAACGAAUUCAGGAAAUCGCUGCUUAACUUCUUUACAUUUCAAAUAAAUGCUAGAAAGUUAGUUUAUAUGAAUCAGAUUUAGCUAAAAUGGAAGUCGCUUUUAGAAAUUUUUAUUUAUGCAGAACGCAUAUUAGAUUAAGAAAUUUGGAACUUAGUGGUUUGUCUCUACAAAAAAAUUAUGUACGUCAGUUACGUGGUUCUAGAUCGGGGAAAAAUGGUAAAGGAGAUGAUGUUUUUCAAAGCAUUCUGAAAAAUUUAAAAGGACAUUUCAAUAAACCUGCGGUAAUCACAACUGAUCAAGUAAUCAUUAGUGAUGAUCCCUCAAAUGACUCUUCCAAAGUACAGGAGAAAACAAAAGCUUCUGUUGAUGACGUAUAUAAAAAACUUCAAGAAAAAAUAACUCCUUUCAAAGAUGUACGAUAUACUUAUCAAUUAGAGAAAAAAUAUAAAAUGUCGAUUGGAGUACUCAGGUACCUUGGAGAGAAACUACAAGCUUUAAAAGUUCCCAUUGCUUUAGGACAGGAUAAUUUACCAUGUCCUGUAGAUUUAACUGUACAAUCUCCUCUAAUUGAGUCAUACAGAAAUCAAGAUGAAUUUAGCGUCGGUCUUGGACCAGAUGGUAAUUCUAAAACUGUGGGAUUCUUUACUGGAAAUAAUUCUGAUGGUACAAAUUCUAUCUGCUUAAGCCCAGAAGAUUUGACUAUUAUUAAAGAAAGCCACAAAGAAUUUGCUAAAGAUUUUCAAAACUACGUAAACAAUUCACCUUUGGAAGCUAAUGUUAGGCAUGACGAUGGAGGAUAUUGGCGUAGUCUGAAAAUUCGCUCAAACACAGAAGAACAUUUGAUGGGAAUCAUAACCAUGCAUCCACAGCAACUGACUAAAGAAGAUUUAAUUGAAGAGGCAGAAAAACUUAGAGAAUACUUUUUAGCUCAAAAGCCGUAUUACCUUAAGUCAUUGUAUCUUCAAACAUGUGAACAGAAAAGCUCUGAUUUCAAAUUGGAUUUACUGCUGGGAGAUUCGUGUAUUGUAGAAUCAUUCAAUAAUUUGAAACUCCAGAUAUCUCCAUGCUCUUAUUUUCCCAGCAAUACCCGUUCUCUAGAAUGUGCUUACAAUAGUUUAAUGAAAGUCUGCAGAAUCAAUGAAUCCACGACUGUCUUAGAUAUAUUUUGUGGUACAGGUCCUUUAAGCUUGAUGAUGUCGCCUCGAGUUAAGCAGUGCAUUGGAAUCGACUCUUGCUUGUCAAAUAUACAAGAUGCUAAGGCAAAUGCUAUCCGUAAUGAAAUAAAGAAUGCUCAUUUCGUUGGAGGUGAUAUUGAUUUAUUAAUUAAUAAAGUUCUGAGCAAAGAUUUUUAUGAAGACCUAGUUGCUGUUAUAAAUCCUGCUCGAACUGAACUAACUAAAACAGCUAUCCAAUGCCUGAGGCAAUGCAAACAUCUGAAGAAAAUUGUCUAUAUGACCACAAUUCCUAAAUCUGCAGUUGGUAAUUAUGUCAGGUUAUGUAAACCAUCUGGAGCAAGUGGAUUGUAUGGAAAAUAUUUUGUACCACUUUUAGCUAUCCCUGUUGAUUUAUUUCCACAAACUGAUCGUUUUGGACUCAUUGUUAUGUUUCAAAGAUUAUAAAAUAGAUGCUUUUGUGAUGAUUUCUUUAAAUUCGUUUUAACAUUAUUUUAAAUCUAGGGAACUGCGUUCGCUAUUACAAAUUGAAUUUCUAAAUGUUUUCGAAUUUCUUAUUUCGACACUUUUCAAGAAAAAAGGAUUCUGUGUGUAUUUAUUUUAAUUGUACACUUAUUCUUAACUAUUAAAUAUUGCUUUUAAAAUAGAUCCUUAUAAAAACAAAUAUGUAUAAUGAUUUUUUCUAGUUCUGAAUACAAUAUUGUACUAUGGCAUAGUAUUCCAUACCCUUAUACAAUGUGUAACAACACUGAAAAUAAAAGUUCCUUUUUUACUCUUAUUUUCUCAUAAAAACUUUGUUUUACAAAAAUUUAAAGCAAUUUAAAUUUUGUCUUUAUAUUUGAAGAGCUAUGUGUAAAGAUUAGCAACAUUUUUCUGAAUUUUUUUAAAGCCAGAUUAAAAGUUUAUGCUUUGACCUUUUUUAUUGUGCAUGAGGAAAUGGAAAUUCUAGUUUACCUUUAAUUUUUAUGUGUAAGCUUUUGAAUUAGGAAAUCUAUAAAUCCUCUACUAUUAUUUUAAUUAUUGGCAUAUUAACCUUCACAUCUCAGGUUUGUAAUGUGCUUCCCAAAAAGGAGGUUUACCGAGAUUAUCUUAGACUGUUUGUUUCCAAGUACACUUGGAACUUCUUCCACUUCUAAAACACAUCUAAUGAGAUCUCUGACAUUUAAUGACUUGGCAUGAAUUUUGUAUUGUUACAUAAAAUCUUUCGCUGAGAAUUCAUACAUUUUUCAUAAAAUUCAGUCAGAAACUUCUACUGAAGCGAUUCAUUUGUUUAAACAUAUUGGCAUGUUUUUUUUAUGCAAAAUUUUUAUUUAUUUUUAUUCACAUUAAAAAGUUUAGGAUAGCAAUUCAUUGAUAAAGAAUUUUUCAAGCACUUUUCAUAAAAUAGAUAAUAAAAAACUACAUGUUUUCUUUUCUAUGUUACUUAAGACCAGUAAGUUAUUUUCAAAGAUAAUUUUUGCUGUAGUUCGUUAAAAAAAUGCACAUCUUUAUUUAUUAACUAAAAAUUAUAUCUCACUGUGGUGUUAAUAAUAAUAAAAAAAGUUCUGAUAUUGCAUGUUGUUCAAUAUGUUAUUAUUAUUUAUAUAUUAAGGAGAUAAUCCUUAAUGUGAUUGAUUUUAUGUUAGUACAAUUAAUUUUAUAAAAUGUAUUCACUUAUUUUCUUUUAUAUGGCGUAAAGAUAUCUCUUGUCUUACUUAUCUCUAAAAUUUUGAUCUUAAAGUUUUGUAUACAGUAAAAAAAAAUUCUGUUAUUAUUUUGUUUAACUGAAGUUUCAAACAUUAUAUUAAUUGUUAUCGAAUUUUAUACGCUUUUUGGGAAAAAUUUUCCUAGUGGUAGAUAAAUUUAUGUUUUUAAGUUUAAUUGGUUGUUUUAUAAAUUGUAAAGUUUUUUUCCACACCACUACAUUUAAAUGAUUAAAAAAUUCAUAAAAAACACAACUUUGUUCCAGCAUGGGGAAGAAUGUUGAUAAAAUUAAAAAAAUACUGAAAACUUUAUUUUUAAAAUACUUACCACUCCAUGAAAUAUUUUGCAAAAAGCGUAGUAGUUGAUAGCCUUGCAAUUCAAUUCAUAUUUAUAGAAUUGGAUGUAAGUAAAUUUUUGGAUAGGAUUUCUAAUAUUUUUUAUCAGAAAUCAAAUCCUUGUGUACCUUAUUCUGUAUAAAUUUGAAUGAAUUUUCAAUUCUACUACUGUCAAGAUUGAUAUUAUGUGAAUACAUAUUUAUAAAGAAAUACACAGAAGCAUGUCUCAAAUUAUUUACUGAAAAUUCAUGUGAAUUCUAUUGUUUUUGUGUAAUCCGCUUUGAUUAAUUGGUUAGAAAUGUCUUGACAUCAUCAAAAGAUAAGCUAACGAGCCUAUUUUCUGAUGGUAAUUGGAUAUAUUCAGAUAAUGGACAAAUAUUCUUAAUUAUUAGUCUUUUACUUGGAUAUAUCUAAUUAUCACCAAAUAAUAGUCUGAUAAACCUAUUUGGUGAUAUAUUUUCUGAUAAUGAAUCUAUACAGAAAAUAGCAAAUAAUUUCAAUUAUUAUUCUAUUACCGGAAUAUAUUAUCCAAUAUAUAUUAUAUAUAUACCCAAUUAUCACAAAAGAAUAGACUAAUAAGCAUGUUUUCUACUGAUAAUUUCAUGAAUUCAGGUAAUAUUCAGAAAAUAUUAUUUGUCAGAAUGUUCCUCGCUGCUUUAUUGAUUUAAUACUAGGCUGGUUCCAAGAGUCUGGUACAAAGGUGCAUCAGCCUUUAUUCAUAACUUCUGAAAAACAGACACUUUAAGAAAUAAAGUUUAUUUCUUUUCUUAAA
Parasteatoda tepidariorum (common house spider) is the source of this 4039-nucleotide messenger RNA. Its product is annotated as tRNA (uracil-5-)-methyltransferase homolog B. The record is from RefSeq and is a predicted model, not a curated record. Gene Ontology annotation, biological process: RNA processing. Lineage: Eukaryota; Metazoa; Arthropoda; Arachnida; Araneae; Theridiidae. Gene Ontology annotation, molecular function: RNA methyltransferase activity; RNA binding.